AUGGCGAUCGCCAACCGCAACCAUGGCAUGAGGGAGGCCUCACCCUUUGGCCCUUCACCUUCACCACAACCCACACAACCACUCACUAAGCGCGACGUGCGACGGAACAGGAUCAUGGAGAAGCUGAACGGCAUGCUCGAUGGCUUCAACCAGAACCAGCACCAGCACUACAGGGCACAACUCCAGGCCGUCCAGGUCGACAUGACCUUGGUGCUUCGCGCCGACCCUUAUGGCCCAGACGCUCCGCUGGGCGACCAGCCCGACGACAUACAAGACGCCAUCCAGACUGUCAUGAGGGCUGAUGCGAAUGGCAAUGCAGGAUUGAGCUUGCCACAAGAUGAAGCUGCACAACAAGACUACUGGGCAGUGGCUGGCAAGCGAUACACCGACUUCGUCCGAGAGGUCAACGAUGCGAUCGAGCGACGAGAUGCCGACCUGACAGCACUGCACAACGGCUACAAUGCCUCACUCGCCGAGCUCGACAAGACUUACUCGCAGCGAAUACAACAAGCAGAGGAGGAGCACAAAGCACUCUCUGCCACCAUCCGACAACGGCUGUCCACCACACUCCACAAGAAGCGGCAGCUGCUACUGCGAGAUAAAGAGCAACUUGAUAUCGCCGACAGCAAUGCCAUGCUCAUGCACCCGAAUCACUUCAGCAUUGGCAACAACCCAGGCUCGCCCAGUCAGAACGGAACAGCGAUCAACAAGAGGACGAGACAUCUGAGACACAAUCGCGGCCCAAGUCCAGCUCCUGGCGAACUGGGCGAGAAUGGCAAGAGAAAGCGGAAGUUCCCACAUGGAGAUGAUGAUCAUGGCAAUGAAUCUCCUGCGUAUCUCGCUGGUGGACGUAGUCCGUUCAAGGAUGCCAGGACACAGCGAGAGUACGCACAGUUCGAUGCCCCAGCAUACAGCCUCGAGAGACUCUUCACCGACAAAGAGCUUGCCAUGGCGACCGAGACUGCCAAGAUCGCAACCUAUAAAUACUUCCACCAACCACAAGAGAAAGAGCAAGGGCCGAGUAGCAAUGACACGGCUGUGCCAUCGGUGGACGGCGAAGUGGUGGAGUCUGCCGAGACAGUUCCUGAUGAACAGAUGCUGGACGCGGGCACAGCACCCACCAACGGCACAGAUACUCCUCCACCUUCGGAACCACCUGCUGCUGCGACUGGCAUGGAACGAAGUGCAUCGCAUCAAGUCCUGACACGGGGUGGAGCACGUGCCAACCCUCUCGCAGCACUUUCGGAUCUGGCCAAUGCAGCGGCGGCGGCCUCUUCCACGGCGCCCAUCAUUCGAGACAAUCCUUUCGCGCCCGUACCUCCUGCCUACCACGCCGUCGCCCGAAGCGAAAAGUCCGGCGCCCCAGCUCCUCCGCCUGUGAACUCGGUUGAUAUGGACAACGAUUUUAACAUGAUGAACGCAGCCGGCGCAGACCACCCCAGGGGAGACAAUGAGGAUACCGACAUGGAUGCGGAUGCUGCAGAUCGCGCACGACACUUGCGACGACAACUGCUAGAUCAAGCAUUGGGCAUGUCAGGUGUGCAAGCUCCAUAUCGAUUGCCACAGCUCGAGACUGGUCCAGGUGCCCUAAUCGGCCGCGGUGUGGAACGGGAGCCGAGGAGUGGGUUUGCACCCUUGCUGCCGGCUGCUGUCCAGAUCGAAUCCAGGACGAAGGGUAUCACGAGGCUUGAAGGCGGCAGUCUUGCUGCCGCGUUGAGCGGCCGACUUGGUGCAGAGCCUCUGAGUAGGACGACUAGCGCGGGAGGUAUCAGUGAGCUUGGCGAGGCGUUGGGGAAGAGAGGCGGAAAAGGGAAGCUUGUAUAG
Messenger RNA from Fulvia fulva, 1824 nucleotides. RefSeq lists its product as uncharacterized. Lineage: Eukaryota; Fungi; Ascomycota; Dothideomycetes; Mycosphaerellales; Mycosphaerellaceae. The record is from RefSeq and is a predicted model, not a curated record. Bases 1 to 1824 code for a protein of 607 amino acids. The transcript has a single exon. Gene Ontology annotation, molecular function: histone deacetylase binding. Gene Ontology annotation, cellular component: Sin3-type complex. Gene Ontology annotation, biological process: negative regulation of transcription by RNA polymerase II.